Molecule: messenger RNA, 1438 nt
Organism: Hirundo rustica (Barn swallow)
Lineage: Eukaryota; Metazoa; Chordata; Aves; Passeriformes; Hirundinidae
Gene: LRRC3
Product: leucine rich repeat containing 3
Exons: 2
Coding region: 125-970 (281 amino acids)
Molecular function (GO): protein binding
Source: RefSeq, a predicted model, not a curated record
GAGGGAUUCCCAGGAAGCUCAACUUUCAUACCCCCGGGCAGAAUCCACAGCUCCGGGCAGGGCUGCGGGCAAAGCUGCAGACAGCAUCCUCCAGGUGUGAGCAUCCCUCAGCUUCCCUUCAGCGAUGGGAGAGGCCGUCCUGCUGCCCGGGAGCUGCUGCCACCCCCGGGGAGCUGCCAGCGGCCGUGCUGAGCCGGCUGGCUGCAGGAUGAGCCUCACCAGCACCGCUCCAGCCACCAGCGUGGCCCAGGCUUUCUUCUGCCUCCUGCUCUGCAUCCCCCGGGGCAGCUGCUGCCCCCCCAGCUGCCAGUGCACGGAGCGGGCGGGGGCGAAGGCCGUCCUCUGCAGCUCCCGGCACCUGGAGGAGAUCCCCCGGGACAUCCCCAGAGACGUGGUGUUCCUCAAGCUGGACGCCAACAGCAUAACCAGGAUCCCCGGCAACGCCUUCGGGCACCUCUCCCACCUGGAGGAAAUCGACCUCUCCGGGAACGCCAUCGAGAAGAUCGACGGGGCGGCUUUCAAAGGCGUGGCGGCCGGGCUGCGGAGCCUCGACCUCUCCGGCAACCGCAUCCGCAGCAUUCCCAAGGAGGCGCUGCUGGCGCUCAAGGCCAAGCUCCGGCUGGCCAACAACCCUUGGCACUGCGAGUGCGCCUUGCAGGAGGUGCUGUGGGAGGCGCGGCUGGACCCCGACUCCGUGCGGGACAUCACCUGCCACACGGCCCCGCGGGAGGAGUACGUGGGCAAGCCGCUGCUCCAGGUCCUGGACGCCGGCGUCAACUUCUGCAGCGUGCGCCAGAGGACCACGGACGUGGCCAUGUUCGUCACCAUGUUCGGCUGGUUCGCCAUGGUCAUCGUGUACGUCAUCUGCUACGUGCGGCACAACCGGGAGGACUCCUGCCGGCACGGGCACUACCCGAGCUCGCUGCCGAGCGCCCCGGGCCGCGCAGACACCACCAGCACCGCCCUGUAGUGCGGGGAGCGGGUGCCGCCUGCCAGGCUCCUCACGGGGAGCCGGGGGCACCUUGGAAGGCAUCAAAGCUUCUUGGCGGGACCCCCCAGUGCUUUCUUCAGACGGGGGCCGCCAGUGUCCCCUCGCCAGCCACACUGGAGCGAGCGUGAGCGAACGACGUGGGGGAGAGACCCCCCGUGGGUCUGUCCGUGGAGAUCGGGCUCCUGGGACAAACAUCCCCGGCCAGACUCAUUUUCCCUACCAGAGCUGGGCUCGCAGGGAAUGCAGCCCCAGUCACGGGCUUGUGGUUGGGAGAGAACAAGUCCCCGGCAGGGAGAGAUGGGGACAGAGAGGAGUUGUGGGGCCAGGAGGUCCCUGGGGUGCAGAGGGGUCACCCCAUCCCGGCUCCAGCCUCGGAGGGCAGGACAUCCUCCCCACGGCCCCGGCUCCUUGGCAGCCUCUGCCCGCCUCCAGCGACGCUGGGGGCGG